This is a messenger RNA of Penicillium odoratum, 2181 nucleotides long. RefSeq names its product ubiquitin C-terminal hydrolase family protein. Gene Ontology annotation, cellular component: nucleus; cytosol. Gene Ontology annotation, molecular function: cysteine-type endopeptidase activity; cysteine-type deubiquitinase activity. Gene Ontology annotation, biological process: protein deubiquitination. The record is from RefSeq and is a predicted model, not a curated record. The coding region runs from base 1 to 2181 and encodes 726 amino acids. The transcript is spliced from 3 exons. Lineage: Eukaryota; Fungi; Ascomycota; Eurotiomycetes; Eurotiales; Aspergillaceae.
AUGGGCAUUGCAGCCUUAGAAGAUCGCCAUUUUAAUUAUGCAUUAAAGUCUACCAAUGACGACGUCGAUCAAGCCAUCAAUUUACUGUUGUUACUCGAGGACUCGAUUGAGGGAAUUAUCAGGAAUUACACACCAAGUACCAAACUCCUGGGCGCGGAAAAUCGCCAGGGUGUCACCUGCUAUCUGGACGCUCUUUUGUUCGCCAUGUUCGCCCGUCUUGAUUGCUUUGAGGCGAUCUUGUACAAGUCAUUCAAUGAUGAGCCACGCCGCAAGCUCGUCAUUCUCUUGAGAUUCUGGGUCAAUAUGCUACGGUCCGGGAGAUUGAUUACAACCGAUAUUGCUAACUAUUUAAUCCAGACAAAACACAUACAGGAUGCUCUGGCCGAAUGUGGCUGGAAAGAUGCAGCCAUGCUUCGACAGCAGGAUGCCUCCGAGGCUUUCACUUUCAUCACAGAAAAGCUAGAAUUACCAUUGCUUACUCUUAAAAUGGACAUCUACCAUUUUGGGAAGGAAGAUGCCAGCGACGAUCACAAAUUCAUCAACGAACGUCUGCUGGAAGUUGCGAUUCCACCAGAGCCUACUGAUGGGCAGACACUUACACUCGAAGACUGCCUGGAAGCCUAUUUCAACAACAGGAUCGAAGUGAAGCGAGAUCUGGUACGACGAAACACAGCUAGCUCCGCUCGAUCGGUGGACUCGAUGUCCAUCUCGAAAGGGUUCACAGCUCAUGUGGAAGAAGUUGAGAUAACGCCAACAAUGACUCCUGUCCAAUCUUCUCAAUCCGAUUCGCCUCGACUUGAGAAACCAAGUCCAUGGUCUUCUUUUUCGGAAUUCAGUGAAUCUCUAUCAUCACGAAGAAUCGGCCGACGGGACAGUCUAGUUCGUGAGCGGUUUGUUCCAGACUCGGAGGAUACCCCAGGUACCGCAGAUUCAUCUACCUCAGAAAAUGCGCCUCAACGAAGGGGUAUUUACAGAAAAGAGGUGAUGAUGCCCGCAUGGCAAUUCUUCAGCCUGAUACCAUGGUAUACUGACAAUACGCCAACCAAUGACGCUCAAGUUGCGGCACACUUCUCUUCCAAGAGGCCUAUUCUGGGCAUGUGCUUGAAACGAUAUUCAUUCCUCCCAAAUGGAAAAGCCAUUCGGCUGAAUACAUACGUUGAUAUCCCAACUGAAAUCGGCUUGCCUCACUUCAUUCAGGAUGAUAAUCUCGACGCAAAUGCCCCGAUUUACGGGAACUUCAAACUCUCCUUGCAAGCGAUGGUCUGCCACCGGGGAAAUUCAGUUGAUUCUGGGCACUACAUUUCUAUUGUUCGAGGCACUAGUUCUAACAUCGCUCCUCCGGGCUCUAGUGAUAGCUCAGGUCACAUCACUACUGAAACCCCGAAACACUGGAUGCGCUUUGAUGACUUGGCUCAGGAACGGGUGACUCUGAUUGACAUUGAUCAAGCGCUGAAAACAGAGUCACCUUAUCUCCUAUUUUACCAGAUUCUCCCCAUUGACCAGGAUGCAUCUAUGGCGAACUAUCUAAGCCACCCCCCAUCCUCCCAGGCCUCUGAUGCUACGCUCGAUGUGGAUAUCGCAGAAUUAGCUAAGAAGUUCACAACGCAGAACAUCGAGGAGAUGACAGACGGUAGUAUUACUGAGGAUGGAUGGUCUGGCCGACCCAGUGUUGAAAUAACCGCACCAGACAAUAUUCCCCAACUCCCAGUCACUGGUGGGCGACCGAGUAGCAUUGCCUUUUCCGAAGCCAGCUUCAAUCCUCCUCAGACUCCCCGAUCAAUGCCCGCUUCAUCACCACGACUAGCCCCCAUGGAAGAGGAUGGCGGCAAAGGAUUUCCCUUCCCGCGACGGGGAUCUCGUACUGCAACCACGAAAAGCAACUCCGGAAGUCGUGCUGGUAGCCAGUCCGGUGAGAAUCGAAUUGGCGCAACUUUCUCUCGAUUCGCCACCCGACUCAGUAAAGACAGAUUCACUAUCGACAGUGAGGGCGAGGCUGAAGAGUCCGCUCUCGAAGUGGAUGAGCCCGUCCUUGAAGAUGGCAAGCCGGGACCACCUCAGGCAGCUGAAGGUAAAGAGAGAAGUUUACGAGGACGCACUAAAGAUCGUGGUAUGAAAGGAAAGAACAAAGAGAAAUCGAAGGAAAAGGUCCGCAAGCCAGAGCGGGAAUGCAUUAUGAUGUAG